Molecule: messenger RNA, 1509 nt
Organism: Microdochium trichocladiopsis
Lineage: Eukaryota; Fungi; Ascomycota; Sordariomycetes; Xylariales; Microdochiaceae
Product: cytochrome P450
Exons: 4
Coding region: 1-1509 (502 amino acids)
Molecular function (GO): monooxygenase activity; oxidoreductase activity, acting on paired donors, with incorporation or reduction of molecular oxygen; iron ion binding
Source: RefSeq, a predicted model, not a curated record
AUGGACCCCAACAUGCUCUUCACAGACAAGAUGCAGCUCCUUGUCCCCAUCGGGGCAUUGUUAGUCGGCGCGAUGGUCAUAGUUCCGUGGCUGUCGCCAGGAUCCGCUUCGACAGAGUUCCCUCUUGCUGGCGAGGAGCUGGGCACGUCGGAGAAGCGACGAAAACACUUUAUUCGGAGCGCAGUACAAAUGCACGCCGAUGCAUAUAAGAAGGUGAGAGAAGUCAUUGUGCUUCCAAUCUCUUACGUGGAGGAGUUGAGGAACAUGCCCGACACAAUCAUCAACAAUGUAGAAGCCCUCAACGAGACCCUUCAAACUCACUACACAGGCCUCAAUUCUUACAAUCCACUCAUGAAUCAUGUCAUUCGUUCCGACCUCACCCACAAUCUGCCGAGGAUCAACCAUCUCCUCUCCAAGGAAGUUGCCCAGACAGUACCUGAAUACCUCGGCAAACAUCGGGAGUGGACAAGAGUCAACAUCAACGAGAAGCUUUUAAAGAUGGUGGCCAUCAUCUCUGGCCACGUCUUCAUCGGUCCUCAGCUCAACCGCGACGAAAGAUACCUGGAUGCGAGUAUAAACUACACGGUCGACUUAUUCAAGGCAGCAGGAGAGCUGCAGAAGUGGCACCGACUGAUCCGUCCCAUUGGCAAAUACUUCAUCCCCAGCGUUCACCAACUACACGAGCAGAGGCGCCGUGCGAAGGAGUUCCUGGUCCCCGUCGUUCAGAAACGCAGAGCUCUCCGCGAGGCGGGUGAAGAAGUGCCGGACGAUAUGCUACAGUGGAUGAUUGCCAAGGCCGACAAGUUCAACGUCAGUGACGACGGGGAUAUAGCCGAGACACAGCUCACACUCAGCCUUGCGGCCAUCCACACAACCACGUUGACGGCCACGCACGUCAUGUACGAUCUCAUCGGAAACUGCGCAGAGGUCAUUCCGGAAAUUCGCAAGGAGAUCGCAACCGUCAUGGCUGAGAACGACAAUGUCAUGACGACGCAGGCGCUCUACGAGAUGAAGCUCCUGGACUCAGCCAUGCGCGAGUCUCAGAGAAUGAAUACGACCGGCCCCACGCGCUUCCAGCGCCGCGUCAAGAAGGACGUUAGACUCUCCGACGGAACCUUGCUACCUGCAGGGUCGAAUAUCUCCGUGCCUCACACGGAGACGCUCUCUGAUGCAGCAAUCUACUCGGAGCCGCACAAAUUCAAUCCGUACCGCUUCUAUGAUAUCCGUGCUGGCAAGGUCGAGGACCCUCUCAACUACACCAACAAGGAGCAGUAUCAGUUCAUCAGCGUGAGCAAGGAGAACAUGGGCUUCGGCUACGGCCGGCACGCGUGUCCAGGGCGCUUCUUCGCCGCCAACGAGAUCAAGCUUAUGCUGGCACGCAUCCUGCUCGACUAUGACAUCAAGAUGCCCGAUGGCGUGCGAGGGCGCUACCCUAACAUUGUCAGGGUGUCGGCUGUGCUGCCGGACCCGACCAAGGAGAUCAUGUUCAACUACGUCGGAGAGGAGUAA